AUGGACGAACCAUCGGUGCGCACGGUUGGUGUCGACACCAUAACGACCGUGCGGCAGGGCUUCGCGCUGCGAAAAAACUUUCGCGAUCAAUGGUUCAUGACCAACUCGGGCGAGGUGGUCCGUUACGAAACGGCCACAAAAACAGGCAAGGACGUUACGGUGCAGGAGUACGCGUAUUUCAAACAGGUGCCUGCCUUUACGGAACCUUGCCUUUCAACGGAGGCGAAUAUUUACUCUGCCAACAUGGUAGAUUUGAAUAAGGGUGAACUGCAACACUACGCCAGCAGCACGCUGAUGUGCAAGGUAGCUGCAGUGGAAACGGAACAGGAAGGGGUGUUAAUCGAUGGUCUCGGGAAGCGAGGCUGGAAUGGUGUUGUUGGCGGUGGUGUUGGCGGUGGUGUUCGCGGUGGUACGGACGGUGGUGUUGGCGGUAGUGUUGGCGGUGGUACGGACGGUCGUGUUGGCGGUAGUGUUGGCGGUGGUACGGACGAUGGUGUUGGCGGUGGUACGGACGGUGGUGUUGGCGGUGGUGAUGGCGGGGCGCUUACCCAUAACCUUCCGCACGGUAAUGGACGAUGGUAUGGCGGGGUGACGGGAGUCCUGGCCAAUCAGAGCAGAAGGCCGAUAUUCUGGUACUUUUGA
Messenger RNA from Anopheles coluzzii, 642 nucleotides. RefSeq names its product keratin, type II cytoskeletal I-like. NCBI's taxonomy places the organism in Eukaryota, Metazoa, Arthropoda, Insecta, Diptera, Culicidae. The record is from RefSeq and is a predicted model, not a curated record. The coding region runs from base 1 to 642 and encodes 213 amino acids. The transcript is spliced from 2 exons.